Messenger RNA from Hemibagrus wyckioides, 3352 nucleotides. RefSeq names its product junctional adhesion molecule 3b (gene jam3b). Bases 1 to 1119 code for a protein of 372 amino acids. Gene Ontology annotation, biological process: cell adhesion; angiogenesis. The transcript has 10 exons. The record is from RefSeq and is a predicted model, not a curated record. NCBI's taxonomy places the organism in Eukaryota, Metazoa, Chordata, Actinopteri, Siluriformes, Bagridae. Gene Ontology annotation, molecular function: protein homodimerization activity; protein heterodimerization activity.
AUGCCACAUCUCAGUAUCUCCGCCAGAAUGCCCUGCCCUGCUCAGCUGACCCGUGCAUGCUCGGUAUGCCAGGGGUCUGUGGCAGCUGUGAAUGUUGCGCUCUCUCUCUCUCUCUCUCUCUCCCUCUCUCUCUCCCUCUCUCUCUCUCAUCCUCCUAACAGACCCUCACUUUGCGCAUGUACGGCUCAUUCUCCACAUUACAUCCACACCAAGAUGGCGUUAAUGCGGCUGGCUUGUCUUCUGGCUCUCCUCUCCAUACAAUGCUAUGUCAGCAUCUUGGCAGUGGUACUGAAAACUGCAAAUUCUUCACCAUGGGCCAAUGAGUUUGAAUCAACUGAACUGUCCUGUCAGAUAGAGUCAAUCUCCACAACCGCUCCCAGGAUUGAAUGGAAGAAGAUUAAGAAUGGGAUAACAAGUUAUGUCUAUUUCGAAAACAAAAUUUCAGGUGACUUGGCGAACAGAGCAAAGAUUCGAGAGCCUGCGACUUUAGUCAUUCUUAAUGCAACAAGAUUAGACACCGCAUCGUACCGCUGUGAAGUCACGGCCCCUGAAGACGUGAGGAACUUUGAUGAGAUUCUUAUAAGCCUCGCCAUCAGGGUAAAGCCAGUGAUUCCUCGGUGCACCGUGCCCACGUCUGUGCCGGUGGGGAAAUCAGCCGAGUUGACAUGUGUGGAGAACGAGGGCUUCCCCAAGUCCCAGUACCAGUGGUUCCGCAACAAAGAGGAGCUCAGGGACCCCAAGAGCAGCACAAAGUUCUCGAACUCAUCCUAUGUGCUGAACAGCGAAACGGGCGUGCUGAAAUUCAGUGCAGUGAGGAAAGAGGACGCCGGUCAGUACUACUGCAAAGCCAAGAAUGAGGCAGGAGUGGCCGAGUGCAACCCACAGAUGAUGGAAGUCUAUGACCUGAAUGUUGUUGGCAUCGUUCUGGGUGUGCUGGUGGUAGUGGUGGUGCUGUUGUUCAUAAUUGUGGGCAUCUGCUGUGCAUACAGGAGAGGUUUUUUUGCUGUCGAGAAGCAGACAGGAAGCAAUUACAAAGCACCAGGAAAGACUGAUGGAGUGGAUUACAUCCGAACAGAUGAUGAGGGUGACUUCAAACACAAAUCAUCGUUUGUCAUCUAAAAUCAAGGGAAGACGAGGAGACACCCUGAAACACAUUGGAGUCAUUAGCGCAAUACCGUGCAGUCAAUGAGGGAAACACACACACACACACACACACACACACACACACACUGAGGAAAAAGACUCUAGCUGUGCCAGGACAUGGUUAACAUCACAGCACAUUUGCUACAACACAAUUCAUAUUUGCCAAAGCGGACAACAAAAAAAGUCUCCUUUUCCACCUCCAAGCAUUAAUCUCCAUAAGACCACUGAAGUUUUUCCUCUUUACUUUUUUUUUGACUGAUUUCUUCACUUUGCCUUCUUUUCAGUCACAGCUUCAGCAGAAUCGCCUAAACAUUUUUGCUUUGAAAUCGCUCGUCGUUUGUAUAACUUUUGUUUUGUACCGGUUAAAUGUCAGAAUAUUUUUUGAUAGAAUAUAUUUUGAAAUGCUUAGAGGUUUACUUUUUUAAAAAAAGAAAUAUUUGUAAAUGACUAACAUGGAAGCCAGUAUGUUUUAUAGACCAAUUUGAUGUUUGAAAGAAAGCUAAUCAUUUUCUGACCAGUCUGUAGUUUUUCCGUAAAUAAAUCAUCUCCAAAUUUCUGACAUCUCUCAACGCUCUUGUUUUGAGUCUGAGAUCAGGGCCAGGUUUAGUGGGGGGUGCUGGGUUGGGCUACUUUAAAAAAUUCUCUUUAUUAUUAAACACAUUACAUUAAAACCUAAUGCAUUAAUACAUUAUCAGGGGACAAACCCUCUGCUGGACUUCCUGUUCUAAUUUCAGAGCCUUGGAUUGUUGUUCAUUUGAACAUGAAGAUGCCCACCUAGACGUUUUAACACCCCCCCCCACCCCCCACCCCAGGCAAAACCCAGUGAUUCAGUAUCAUAUCCAAUGAUGACGUUUUCAGAGGUCUUACCUUACUUAGUUUACUUUUGCAGGCUAAAUUGUUUUAGCGUAAGGUUCCAUGUUAGCUUUUGUAGAUAGUCUUAGACAGAAUAAUUUUUUUUUUAAGCCAGCAGAAAACACUGUAAACAGCCCGAGCUGUGUAUCCUUGAGUUUAAGUGUCCUUUUGUUGAUCAUGUAUAUAGUGUCCAGGUAGUGUUUUCUUUUCUUUUCUUUAUUGGUCUUUUACUUUCUUUUUUUUUUUUUUUUUGUAUUAAAACAGGGUUUUUGUGUUCGGCUAACAGAAAGCCGCGUCAGUUGUAUGUCAAUUCAUUUGUACCUCCCUUCUUUUGGAAAUAAAAACGGUUUUCGGUAUGAGAAUAUCCAGAAAGAGGCAAAUAUGACACUCUUUUCACGACUUCAGGUGAGCUGUGUAUCAUGUGAGAGAGAGGAUCUGCCUUGCAGGCUGCAUUUGAUUCCCGAUCUACAAUUCACACGAAAUGUCAGAUACAAUUUGAUGAUUAUUUUCGACGUACACUCACGGGCGAAUACAACCAACUGUAGUGUGAUGUUUUCGAGUUGUCUUUAUUUUUUUCUCUUCAUAUUUGAGUUGAUUACUUACUUUAAGAAACGUUCUAAAAAUCAUUCCUCUUGAGUGCCUUUGGGUGUGGCCGUGUGAUAAAAGACAGUGUUUAUUGUGCUCUAUAUAAAUCGUGGCUUGUUAUAUACUGUGAUGUCUGUUUGGACACAUCAUUGUCCAGACUGACCGAUUUUCUAAUACAUUUUAUACCAUUUGUAUAAAUCACAGCAGGUGUUUGAGAGGAAUGAUGGCUUAUUCUGAUCAUAUACAGCACAUAUCCAACUGUUUUUGGGUUUUUUUUCUUUUGUAAAUAGAAUUGAAUUUUCUUGUGUGCUGAUUUAAUGGCUGAUGAUUUUGUUUUUUUUUGUUUUUUCUUUUGGUCAGUGAAGUAGAAAUAGAGCUUGGAUAUUGUAUUAGUGCCUAAAUAUAGAGUGAAGUGGUGUUUCAAGCAAGAAGACACUGUUAUUUCACAUAAGCGUUUGGUAUGACGACAGUUUAAACAUGUGUAUUGCAUUAUAAAAGUGUUUAAUGGAGUGUCGACUUAACAGCAGCGAGCGAGUCGAGGAGUGCAAAGCUUUACCAAAUACUGACUGAAUAAACCACGUUUUAUCCUCUUUCUGUAAUUUCCUGCACAGAGGGACUGGACGAAUUGUCUUUUGAGGUUAAAUUUACAUUUUGUGCCCUUUUCAGUCCUAAAACAGAGUUUUGGUCUGGCAUUCAUUUUAGGUUGGUACAAAUCCUGUGUGAAUUCUUGAGCAGUAGCUUAUGUUUGUGAUUAAUAAAACUUACUUCUUAA